Molecule: messenger RNA, 8905 nt
Organism: Bursaphelenchus okinawaensis
Lineage: Eukaryota; Metazoa; Nematoda; Chromadorea; Rhabditida; Aphelenchoididae
Source: the annotation of a GenBank genome assembly
AUGUACAACGACCCCUCCCAAAGCCAGUACGGCCAAUACAACGCUUACGGACAGCCGGCUGUCUCACUUCACGAUCAACAUCACCUCCAUCGGCCGAACGUGCAAGGCUCAUCAGCUGGCAAUCGGGAAUAUACUGUACAUACCCAACAACUACCCUCAGGCAGUCAACAGGCUCGGCAGCAGCAGCGACAGCCAAGUGUGGACCGGAGGGCGCAGCGCAGUGAAAUGAUGCAAAGUAUACGGUAGGUUUUUUGGUAGUUUGUUGCAUUCUUGCACUUUUAGGCUUGUGCAUGAAGGCUAAGAAUAUAGGCUAAGAAAAAGUUAAAAGUGGUUUUUUGAAUUAAUUUGUGUUCUUUAUGCUUAAGAUGACUUUCAUAGGCUUAAAAUGAUUUUUUAGGCUUAGAAUGAAUUUAUUAAACUUAAAAUGCUUUUUUAGGCUUAAAAUUACUUAUUAGGCUUAUGACGACUUUUUAGGCUUAAGAUAACUUUUUUAGUCUUAAGGUGACUUUUGUAGGCUUAAAAUGACUUUUUAGGCUUAAAAUGAAUUUUUAGGUUUAAAUUGACUUUUUAGGCUUAAGAAAAUUAUCUUAAGCUUAAAACGGUCUUUUUAGGCUUAAAUGGACUUUUUAGGCUUAAGAAGGCUAUUUUAAGCUUAAAACGACCUUUUUAGGCUUAAAGUUACCUUUUAAGCUUAAAAUGCUUGUUUAGGCCUAAAAUUACUUUUUUAGGCUUAAAAACCUCAUUUAGGCUUACAGAUGACACAUUAAGUCCAAGGAACAAAGUUUAAGCUUAAACUCAUUUUUUAGGCUUAGAAUAUCAUUUUAGGCUUAGAAGCUGUUUUUAGGCUCGCAACCUUAUUUUAGGCUUUAAGAACAUUUUAAGGCUUAGAAUCAUAUUUUAGGCUUAAUAACCUUAUUUUAGGCUUAACAAUAUUUUUGAACUAGAAAAUUUCUUUUUAGGUUUAAAAGUCCCCAUUUGAAACACAAAAAAUAUUUCUAGGCUUAGAACUUUAAACUAAACCAAUAAUAAUAAGCUUAAACCAUAAAAUUGGGCUAAUAAUAGGCUUAGGCUAAUAGUAACUAGGCCAAUAAUACGUUUCCGCUUUCCGUCAGCCCAUCUCUAUCCCUUCAGCUUGCUUACCCCACUUAACGAAGGUAUUAUUUAGCAAGCACAGAUCUCUGGACGGCUCUCAAUUCCUUCGCGAACUUGACAGCCAAGCCCCACCUCCACCACCCCCUUCUUAUGGGGUACCACCAGCUGAUCCUUAUGCUUAUGAUCAAUACUCUAGACAAGGAGUGUUACAACAAAAUUAUGGAGCUAAUAUGGGAGGUGUGGAUUAUACUAGUGGAUAGUAAGUUGGAUUUUGAAAAAUUUUGAAAAUUUUUGAAAAUCUUCUGAAAAUUUUAAAAAUUUCAAAGAAAAUAAUUUUAAAAUUUUGAAAAAAUUAGAUUUUGGAAUGAGGCAUGGUACUAAAAGUACUAUAAAAUGGUUUUCAUGACUUGUUAUGGCCUGUUUAUGACGUAAUAAGCCUCAGUUUUAAAAAUUUCAAAAUAUUUUUUAAAUUUUUUAAUUUUGAAAAGUUUUUUUAAUAGAAAUAUAGUACUAGAAGUACCAAAAAUACUUUUUUUUACGUGUUUCACGGUCUGUUUAUAACGAAAUUACCAUAAAUUUCAAAAAAUUUGUUAAAUUUUAAAAUUAAAAAAAAAUUUUUUUUUGAUAGAAAUAUAGUACUACUAGUACUAAAAAUUAUUUUUCAGCUUUGUUAUGGCAUUUUUAUAUCAUAGUAAUCUUAAAUUUUUAUAAAAAAACUUUCAUUUGGACACUAUUGAUCGUAUAACAUGUCACUUUUGAUAAAAGUAGGCCAUUUUAAGGCGUAAUAUAGCUAUUUUUAAAAAACUAACAUUUUUUUAAUUUUAAUGCAAUUGUAUUUAAACGAAGGCUAUUAUAUAUCGUAUUUUACAUUUCUCGUUCUUUUUGUGAGCUGCGCCCUUGCUUAAUGUUUUUUCUUUAAAAAAUGCAUUUUUUGAUCAUAAUCAUAAAGAAUUUUUACAAAUGUGUAAAAAAGUUACAUUCCGCCCAAAAAAACUCUUUUCAACUUCAAAAAUUAUGUUAAUGUAGCCUCAUUAAUUUGACAAUUGUGAGCUACACCGGUGCCGACAUAAAGAACCCGCCAUAUUUUGUUUGUAAUUUCCUGUAAAAACUGGCGGGUUCUUUCUGUCGGCACCUAUUACAUUAAUAUAAACUAAUAUUCAGACCCAUACCUACAUUAACAUAAACUAAUAUUCCUCUGCCAUUUCAGCCCAGAAAUGACAUCUCAGCUUUACACACCCAAAGUGGCACAACAACACCUCCCCGCAGGCUAUGGCAGUGGUGAAUCGGACCUGUUGAAGCGUGAGAAUGCGGCUUUAAACGAGAAGUUGAACUACAUGAUGAACUCGAUCAAGACCUUCUGGUCGCCCGAGCUGAAGCGAGAACGGCAGGGACGGAAGGACGACUCACAUCGACUGCAACGCUUCCAAGACAAAGUAAUGCAACAGGCGGUAAGUGUUGUCAUGAUGGUUGGUCGCUUUUGUCUUGGUUUUUUGGCCGGUUUGUUGCAGUUUUUGCGGUUUUUUGGGUUUGUAAAGAAAGUUCUUGCCAUUUAUUGAUUUGUAAAGAAAGUUCUUGCCAUUUUUUGUUUUGUAAAGAAAGUUCUUGCCAUGUUUUGUUUUGUAAAGAAAGUUCUUGCCAUGUUUUGUUUUGUAAAGAAAGUUCUUGCCAUUUAUUGAUUUGUAAAGAAAGUUAUUGCCAUUUUUUGUUUUGUAAAGAAAGUUCUUGCCAUGUUUUGUUUUGUAAAGAAAGUUCUUGCCAUUGUUUGUUUUGUAAAGAAAGUUCUUGCCAUUUUUUGCUUUGAAACCCUUUUUCAUCGACGAAAAGCGAGCCCUUUCGCUCCCUUCCCUCUCCCUCUCUACCCGCUCUCUUCUCUCUUGCCUCACCCUCAAACCCAGUCGAAAAACAAGUGCCAACGCUAACCUAACCCUUUGCCUUGCCAUUUGGAGUAUCGCUUCUCGGCCUUUUGGCUAAGAUCAAAGUGUAGUAUCUGUUCUUAUCGGUUUAAUCUCCGGUACGACUUCUAUUGAAGUCAUUCGAGAUUAACAGAUUUUUGGGACCAGCUGAGUUGCGAAGGCUUGCCUUCCGCUCGGCAAGGGUCGGCCCGGUCUUGCACCUACUUCCGGGAACGGCCCAUAUAUUUUUGUCCUUUUAUACAAAAAAUGGCAAGAACUUUCUUUACAAAACAAACAAUGGCAAGAACUUUCUUUACUCUUGGGAAGAUAUAUUAUGUUGGGUAUUGAUGCAACAGUCCAUAUAUUCUUUUUGGUACUUGUAGUAUUCAGAUGACCUUAGUAGUACCGAUCUACCCUAUCUUCCUAUGGUUGAAAAAUGGUCUUUUGGCAAUUUUUUAGGCUUUUUAGCCACUUUUCUUAAGUUUUUAAGGCCUUUUUUGCCAUUUCUAACCUUCAUAAUCCUCAAUGUGAUAUUCUCUAACAUUUUGCUGUUGCUUUGCCGUACCGUUCCAUCGAUUUUAACCGGUUUUAGCGACCGCUUCAGACCGAAAUCCAACAAAUCCGCCAAGAGUUGGACCGUCGAGAGAAGGACAUAACCGAACUCAUGGCCGAUAAUGACAUGCUGGACAUGGAGGAUGAGCUACGUCAACUCAGAAAACAGUUGAUUAAAGAAAGACAACAACAAUAUAACCCGGGGAAUAUCAUCUCACCGCCCAAGGAUUAUACUGACAAGUCGAUGAGUACGAACGAGUAUCAUACUAUGAUCAUGAAACUGGAAAAGUCGGAAAUGGCAUUAGCUGAGAAGCAGCGAGAACUUCAGAAUAAUGAAGUUAGGUGGGUUUUUUGAAAUUUUUUUAAAUUUCAAAAUUUUGAAAAUUUUAAAAACUUAAAAUUUUUUAAAAUUAGGCUUAAAUUACAAUAUAUAGGCUAAAAAUGCGUUUACCAUAUGUCAUUUUACUUUACAAUACCAUAAGAGCCAUUUUGGCACUUUUUAAAAAGUGGAAGUAGCGUGGAAGAUUUUCAGUGCAAAAUACACUAAAAUUCUUCCACUCAACUUCCACUUCCAAAAAGUCUCAAAAACGUAUUUUUAGGAUAUUUUAAGACAUUUUUAAAAUGGAAGUUAUGUGGAAGAUUUUUAGUGCAAAAUAUAUUACAAAUCUUCCACGAAACUUCCACUUUUAAAAAGUGUGAAAAAUUGUUAUUAGACUUUAGUUAUCAUUACCAUAAAUCUCUCCGCGGCAAAAGCCACGUAAUUUUAUUAAUUCGCCUUCCCUAAUCCAAUCUCUUGCAGAUUAAAGGGAAUGGAGGAACAGAAUAAAGAGCUGGAGAAGCGGUUGGACAUAAUCGGCCGUUCCAAUGUGAAUAACGACGCCCAAGUGAAGCUGCUGCAGGACGAUGUUAACAGGAUGCGGCAGAAGCUCGAAACUCGUAAUCAGCUAAUCGAAAGCAAGGAGAACGCGAUUCGGCUGUUGGAGAAGGACGUGGACAACCUGAGGCAACAGCUUCAGGAGGGCAAGCAGACGUUGCAUGUAAGUGUGGGGAGGGGUUGUAGAAGCCAGCCGACGUUGCAUGUAAGUUAGGGAGGGGUUGUAGAGGCCAGCUAACUUUUCAUGUAACUGUGGGAAGGUUAAUAUUAGUAUGGAAUUAGACCUGUCAAGGGGUCAGACGUAUUUUUUUCAGCCUUGCCCGGGAGUCGGACCUUGCUUUGGGCCUCGGCUCUCGGGACCAUAAAAAUGGAAGUUGAGUGGAAGAUUUGUAAUGUAUUUUACACUAAAAAUCUUCCACUCAACUUCCAUUUUUAAAAUGUCUUGAAAUGGCUUAAAAACACGUUUUUGACACUUUUUAGAAGUGGAGGUUUGGUGGAAGAUUUUUAGUGUAUUUUGCAUUGCAAAUCUUCCACUCAACUUCCACUUUUAAAAAGUCUUAGAAUAGCUCAAAAAUGACUUUUUGACACUUUUUGGAAGUGGAAGUUGGGUGGAAGAUUUGUAACGUAUUUUGCACUGAAAAUCUUCCACUCAAUCUUCAUUUUUCAAAAAUGGUCAAAAAUCCUUUUCAUGGCUUAGUACCUUAAAGUAGAGUUUGAGUUUCAUUUUAAGACCAAAAAUGCUCUUUUGGACAAACUUUCAUUUUCUGACCAUUAUAAUUAUUAUGCUUUUCAGGAACACAAAACCCGAAUAGACGCUCAACAACUUCGUGUAGACCAACUCGACACUCUGCUUCGUGAACGUGAAGGUGAGAUCGAGCGUCUCAAACAACGUCUACACCAACAACCAUCGACCCGGAUUGAAGCCGAACUGCGACAACAGAUUCACAACUUGGAGUUGGACAAGAGGAAGCUGCAAGAACAGAUAGACAACAUGAGAUUGGACGCUGAGAAGGACAAACAACAACAGGUAUGUUAUCGUGCCUUAUACAUAACAUAAAGAUGGGCCUAGGCUUGCAAGUUAAUAGCACCCGGACUGGCAGGUUUGAUGUAAGUGCUGUCAUUCUUUAGUUCAUACUAUUAGUGGUCAGCACGUGUAAUAUAUAGCAUAGGACAGCACCAGUACUAUAUCGUACAAGACAGCACCCGUACUAUAUAGUACACUGUAGAAUAGAUUAUACAGCACGGUACAGUAACAAUAUAUAGUAUGUAUAAUAGAUUACACGAUAUUAUAAUAGGUAUCACAAUAGAUAGAGCUUCAAAAAAGAUGGCAAGAACUUUCUUUGCAAAUCAAAAAAUGGCAAGAACUUUCUUUACAAAACAAAAAAUGGCAAGAACUUUCUUUACAAAACAAAAAAUGGCAAGAAUUUUCUUUACAAAGAAAUAAAUGGCAAGAACUUUCUUUACGAAGCAAAAACAAUUAAAAUUUAAAAAAAAACAUUUUUAAGAAGUUUUUUUUUAAAUCUCUAUUUACCCCAUCCCCCCCCCCUCUCUUUAAAAUUAAUUGGCCUAAAAAUAAGCGUUAAAGUUGUAAACAUAAUUAAAAAGUAAUUUGUUGUUCGAAUUAUUAAAAGCUUGUUAUGACAAACAUCAUUUUUGGAAUGAAAAAAAGGAAAAAAGUGCUUUUGCUUUUUUUAUAUAUUGAAGAUUAUGAAAAAUUUAUGUAGACGACAGUUUUGGCAUCAAAAAGACAUGACAAACAAAGGGAAUUCGGUUUUUGCUUGGGACAAGGAUUCCAUUAUAAAUUUUUAAGCCGUACCUAGUCCUGGCACCAGCCUAGCCCUAGCGUUGGCCCUAUCCUAAGCCCUAGUUUAAGAUCUAGCCUGAGCCGUACCUUUAGUUUUUGUUUAUAUCAAACAAAGUUUUAAAAAAUUUUUUUAAAUUUUGCACACUCUAACAUGUACAACGUAUUCGUCAUAAACAUUUCCCACUUGUCGCACCAUGUUUUUUCAUUGUAAACCCGUUUAGCUGCAAGUGUUUCAAGAAGAAACCCGCCAACUCCGUUCCACAAUUGAGUAUCUUCAGAAAGACCUGGCGGAUCGCCAAAUCUUGUUGGCAUCGCAAAAUGAGAAAAUUAGUCAGUUAGAUGCGAAUGGCAAAGUUAUUGACAAAAAGCUUGACAUCUACGCUAAUAUCAAUGAUAAGAAAGUGCAUGGGACGUCAGAUAAUACACUGACAGAUUUGGAUGAAGCUAGGAAAGAGGUGGAUCAUUUGUUAAGGACGGUCCAGAGCUUGGAGAAGGAGAAGCAAAACUUGUUAAACAAACUGGCUACUAAUAAGUUAGUUUGUCAUUUUAUAAAAGACAUUAGUGUGAGCUUUCUUUACAAAGCCAAAAAAAGGCAAAACAUUUUUAUACCGUCUUAAAAAAAGCCAAUACGAAAGACGUAUUUUACAACAAAAACUAGUGAUAGCCAAAACUUGCAUUACAAAAGAAAAAUGACAACAUUAUUCAUUACAGAUCCUCCGACACUUAUACCCAUACCUCAAGCACGGUCGACUAUAACGCAACCGGUCGCAAAGGUGAAGGAACGCUGAAAAUUCGCAUUGAAGAACUAGAAGAAGCAUUAAGAGAAUCUGUUGGAAUUACAGCAGAAAAAGAUAAACAGUUGACAGAACAAAAGAAUUUAAUCCAACAGUUAACUGGUCAACUGAAUGAACUCUACAAAGAUCCAACUAGACGACUUAAAGGUACUAAAACAGAUGCUGACGUUAAAGCAUGGGAGGAUGAACGACAACGGUACCAACGGCAGUUGGUUAACUUGAGGUGGGUUGGGAAAACAUUGUUGGUAAUGACAUUGAGACGGUCUUAAAUUUUUUUUAUUUUGUAUUUUUAAGUACCAUUACUUGCAUAUGCUAGAUAGAUCUGUUUUUGAGAAGAAACUAUUUGUAGCUAUGAUAGUACAGUUGAACUUUGCGUUGUACGUUGCUUGAGUUUGAAUUUCCGUGAGCCAAUCAAUCCAAAAGCAGUGAUAAUAAUAAUAGCAUUCAGACCAAACUUGCCUGAUUCACUGAAAACAAAGACGUAGAACAUAAAAUUGUUUGUAUGUAUUCGGAACUAACUGUAGUGAUAAACUAACAAACCUAAAAUUGAAAACAUUAGAGCACUAAAAUAAAAUAAAGUUUAAGCCUAUAAACAACCGCGACACGAAUAAACAGUACCUAGAAAAACCUUUUUAAAAUAGCAUAAAUUUUAGAAAAGAAGUAACAAUGGCGGCAAUCCGAGAAAAAGAAGCAUGCAUCCAACUUCUACAAGGUCCUCCAGAGCCAAUAAAAGAAAAAGUUGAAAUAUUAGCGCGCCAAAAAGAACAGCUGCGCCAUCGACUUUUAACCCAAAAUAAUGAACAAUACAGCACGUCAGAAACCGGUCCUUACCUGGCUAAUGUUUGGAUGGCAGCUCAACAAACGACUGAACCCUCCACAACCAGUUUUAUACCUAAUGUCCACACUAAACCGCUAGGAACAGCUGGUAUGGCUAUGGGAACAGGAAUGGCUGGUAGUGGCGCUGGGUUAGGUAUGGGCGGCGCUGGCUUGACUGGAGCUGGCGGAGUAUUAGCUGGAUCUGGCGCGGGAUUAACGAUGGGAGCCAGUGGUAUAACUGGCACAGGAACUAACUACGGUACUAGUGCCGGAAUAACUAUGGGAGGAGCUGGACUACCUCUAGGAGCAUCUGGUUUAUCUAUGGGAGCCUCAGGCCUUCCGAUUUCUAGUACUGGCAUGCCGUUAGGUACAGCAACCUCUCAACCCACUUCAACUAUGGUUAAUGGAACUUCAGCAGCAUCUCGAGUUCAACAUUAUCAACAACAACAAUAUGCAAACUAUGUAGCUUCUAGUGGAGGUGGUACGGCUGCUCAAGGAACAGCUACACUUGGCCGAGCUGCACUGGGAGCUGCUGCAGCUGCUAGACCUGUUGCAGGUGGGUUUGAAGGUUUUGAAAAUUAACAGUUGUUUAAAAAGUUGCAAAAUCAUCAAUGGGGCAAAAAAGUUAAAUGUUCCAGUUAGUAACAAAGGUAAAAUACGUAUUAUAUAAAUGGGUUAACAAAAAGAUUUUUUGAACAAUAACAACAUGCAAUUUAAUUACAGGAGUAACUGCUGGUGGAGUAGCAGCACCAGUGAAUGUAACAAUUCCACAAUACGGCACUGUACCGUCAGCCCCUGCUUCGUUUACAUACGGCAACAGAGUAAGAUUUUUUUACUUUUUGCAGUAGUAUUACUGCUUUUUAGUAGUAGUGUUACUGCUUUUUAAAUAAUAUAAAUUUUACUGCUUUCAAUAUUAGGCUAACUGCCCGGCUGUUCAACCUUGCGUUUGUAAUAAAAGGUAUUAGAUGUUAAUGCUACAUACUAUUUAGUAAAAAACAACAUUUAAGAUAUUACAGUAGACCUAUAUUUACGUUUGGAUUUUUAGGCAGAUGGAGGUGAAGACGAAGGAAUUUGGGCAUAA